Messenger RNA from Drosophila gunungcola (fruit fly), 573 nucleotides. RefSeq lists its product as uncharacterized. The transcript has a single exon. Bases 91 to 471 code for a protein of 126 amino acids. The record is from RefSeq and is a predicted model, not a curated record. NCBI's taxonomy places the organism in Eukaryota, Metazoa, Arthropoda, Insecta, Diptera, Drosophilidae.
CCAAGCGUAACCUUCAAAAAUAUAUUUCUCAAACGAAAUUUCAAAAUUAUUGGAAUAGCAACCAAAAAAAAAACGAACAUUUGCAGUCAAAUGAAUCGUCACAGAGUUAUCACUACCAUAGCAGUAAUAAGUCAGGGCAUACGAACUUUGGGAAAACCCUCGACUUUACAGGAGAUCACCGAGUAUAUUGGAAGCAAGAUGGGUGUGUCAGGACGUACAUUAAAGGAUGAGGUCAAGUUAUUGCUAGAGGAAUACCAACCAUUUGGAUUUUUCCAUAAGGAAGGAGAUCGAUACAGUCUACCAUCCGAGUUGCUGGCAAUAAUGAAUGAUAACGAUCGGACACAACCUGAACGGUCCGUGGAAUCAGCACAAGUCGAGAAUCCUAAGGAAUCAUAUGAAGUAUAUGGCUACAUGUCCAAUAUUGAUCAUUCUAAGUCCCUCAGACAUCCGUACCUCUAUAGCUUUAACUAAUCGGGCUAUCGAAGACUAUUUUGAAUGUAACAGUUGGUUAGGUUUUAUUUAGACGAACUCCCAUAUUUUCGGGUUAUAAUAAAAGUGGGUGAUUUCGAUGUA